GGGGGAAAUGAUAGCAGAACGGAAAGAAGGUUAUUUUGAGGCUGGUAUCAUGCAUACUAUUAUUUUAUAACAAAUUAUUCUACAGCUUAUAACAAAUUAUUCUACAGCUUGAUUACUUAAAAUAAUCAGUAUUUAUCAUCUUAGCUGGUUUGUGAGGGCUGAGGAUUGAGACAAGGUCUUCAUGGUGAUUCUGGUUCAGGGUGGUGCUCCCCACUGCCUUUCUGCAACAGGGUCUCAACUCCCUAUGCUUGCUAGCCAGCCUUGGCUCACUGGUGCCUCGUGGGUUUUUCGUGAUUGUUGAGCAAUUGUGAGUCACCGCCAGCCCAGACACUUUGGUGAACUAGUUUGCCAUGAUGUGGGCUGGGACUAUAACUCCUUCAAUGCCUUCUUGGGAACUGACGUUCAUCUCUUCUGUGUCCUAGGACUCAGAAUAUUCACUGACCGCCUGAGAAGGACUGUUCUGUACCAAUGGAGGAAGACGCAGGGGAGGAGCUGGGGCUGGGCAGGUCAAGGGCCCCCACAGACUUCCACUUCUAUCACAUGGAUCUGUAUGACUCUGAGGACAGACUGCAGCUCUUCCCAGGAGAAAGCAGCAGAAUCAGGAGCGAAGUAAACCAGGCUGAACUGACCAGUGAGCCGAGAGGGGCAGGGGACAGCAAGAGUCUCCCGAAGGAAGUGGAUGAGCUCGUCCACUUAUAUGGACUUGAAGAUGACCAUGAGUUAGGGGAUGAGUUUGUUGAUGAGCACAGAUUAGGGACUCUGGAGUAUCCUCCUUAUGGCCCGAGGAGGAGAGACCCAGCCAGGGAGCAGAGAGACUGGGGGCUUAGCGAGGCAGCUGAGGCCGAGGACCUGGGCUAUGGCCUUCCCGGUCAGUGCCAAGACCUCCGGGAAGCCUACAGGUACACGCACGGCCGUGCCAGCGAGGAGUAUGAAUGCUACGUCAUCCCAGAGGAGGAGGAUGAAGAAGAAGAACCUGCUGAUGUCUUCUGUGCCACCUGCAAGACGCCAGUAAGAACUGCUGAGAAGGAUGCGGAGGCACACGAGGGACAUGAAGUCAUGCCACUCAACAAAGCGCUGGAAAGCGCCAAGGAUGAAAUUCACAAAAACAUGUGCAGAUUGGAGCAGCAGAUUAUCGAGAUGGAAAAUUUCGCUAGCCACCUGGAGGAGGUGUUCAUCACAGUGGAGGAGAAUUUUGGAAGACAAGAGCAAAACUUUGAGUCACAUUACAAUGAGAUCUUGGAAACCCUCGCUCAAAAGUAUGAAGAAAAAAUUCAAGCCCUAGGGGAGAAAAAGAAAGAGAAGCUGGAGGCUUUAUACGGACAGCUGGUCACCUGUGGAGAAAACCUGGAUGCCUGUAGAGAGUUGAUGGAAACCAUAGAGGAGAUGUGUCACCAAGAGAAGGUGGAGUUCCUAAAGGAUGCAGUGGCUAUGACUGACAGACUAGGGAAAUUCCUGAAAACCAAAACAGACGUGGAGCUCUCUGCACAGCCUGAGUUUGAAGACCAGACCUUGGAUUUCUCUGAUGUAGAGCAGCUGAUGGACUCCAUCAACACCAUUUUAGCUCCCUCUGCCCCAGUGAUAAAUCCUCAGGCCCCCAACUCGGCCACAGGGUCCUCCGUCCGUGUGUGCUGGAGCUUAUACUCCGAUGACACCGUGGAGAGCUAUCAGCUGUCCUACAGACCAGUGCGGGACAGCUCACCUGGCAAGGACCAAGCAGAGUUUACCAAGACGGUCAAAGAGACAUAUUGCUCAGUGACAAAUCUUGAGCCAAAUACCCAAUAUGAGUUUUGGGUGGUCGCUCAGAACAGGACCGGCCCCAGCCCCUCCAGUGAGCACGCAGUGUAUAUGACAGCCCCCUCUCCCCCCACUAUAAAAAGUGAGGCGAUCAGAAGCUGUGAAGAGGCUGCGCUGAUUUGCUGGGAGUCUGGGAACCUGAAUCCUGUGGACUCCUACACAGUGGAGCUGAUCCAGGCAGAGACGCCGGAAGCCUCGGGGGUAACUGAGUCUGUUGUAGGCAUCCCAACCUGUGAGUCCCUGAUCCAGCUGCAGCCUGGGCACAGCUACACGAUCUACGUCCGAGCUCUCAAUGUCGGGGGCACCAGUGCCAGGAGUGAGCCUGCGACAGUGCACACCACAGGAAGCUACUUCCAGCUGAACAAGGACAGCUGCCAUCCCUGGCUGACCAUUUCUGAAGAUGGGUUCACAGUGGUUCGGAGUGAGAAGAAAACCUUCAGAAGGGAGCUGCCGCCCAGCAAGACCCAGUUCACCAGGUGUGCUGCUGUCAUUGGAGAUCUAAUUCCAGUCCGAGGACGCCAUUACUGGGAGGUGGAGGUAGACGAGCACUCGGACUACACGAUUGGCGUGGCCUGUGAGGACGUCCCCAAACAGGAAGACCUGGGGGCGAACUGCUCGUCCUGGUGCAUGAGGCAUACAUUCGCCUCCACAAGGCACCGGUAUGAAUUUCUGCACGACAGGACGACUCCAGACAUAAGAAUCACAGUUGCCCCAAAGAAGAUUGGUGUCCUGCUAGACUAUGAAAACUCCAAGCUGUCGUUUUUCAACGUGGACAUUGCUCAACAUCUGUACACAUUCAACUGUCAGCUCCACCAAUUCGUGCACCCCUGUUUUUCUUUGGAAAAGUCCGGAAGCCUAAAGAUCCGCAAUGGCAUCUCAAUGCCAAAGCAUGUCACUUUUUUUUAGGUCCUUCUGAUGUUGUUUCAAGUCUUUCUGUCCUCUUCCCUCAGCCACCCUCACUUUGCUGACUGAACUUGGUAUUCAAGUUUCCUGCAGCCAGCACAAGCCACAGUUCACGCUAGUGUCAUGGGGUAGAUGGGUGGAUGGGGUGCUGGACCCAUUUCACCUGAUAAUGGACUCAUCCUGGUGCAGCUCCCUGUGUGAUGCCCGGGGAGCCAUUAUCAGACCAGGCUGUCAGAGAAGGGGCCAGACUCUGAACUCAAAGGGCUCUUGUGGGCUUGAACUGCACUUGUCUGUUUGUGGAUAUGUAAAGUAUUUUGAGUCUCCUAAGCCUAUAGACAUAAGGAUAGUGUCAGGAAGUCAUUUAUAAAUUAUAAUUUAUAAGGGUUAAGGCUUCAGCAGCCCCGCACAUGUGUGACGUUUCACUAUUUACUGAGAACAGACCCAAGAAGGCAAGAAACUCUGCAGAAAUACAAGGAAGUCAGGUACCCAUCUCAAGACCACCGUGGUAGGUUAAGAAGGGCUCAUCUAUUUCAAUGCUUAGUCAUCCAGAGUGCCACUAUUUGAGAAGGAUUAGCAUGACUAGGAGGUGUGGCCUUGCUGGUGGAAGUGUGUCACUGGGGGUGAGCUUUGGGGUUCCAAAAGCCCAGGCCAGGCCCGGUCUGUCUUUCCGCCUGUGGAUCAGGAUGUCCCUCUCUCUCAGCUACUGCUCCAGCGCCGUGAGUGCUGCCCUGCUUCCUGCCAUGAUGAUGGGCUAAGCCUCAAAACUGUGAAGCCCCCAUUACAUUUUGUAAGAGUUGCCUUGGUCGUGGUGUCUCGUCACAGCAGCAGAACAGUGACUGAGACAGAAGCGGUACUAGGGCCUGGAGUGCUACUGUGACGGGCCUGCCCACGCUGCUUGUCAGAGGAAUAUGGAAGAACUUGGGACUCUGAAAUAAAAAAAUGGUUGGGCACUUAUGUGGGGCUUAAUAGGAGCAUGGAAAACAGUGUUGGGGGUGAUUUGAACUGUGAGGGCCCAGAUCAAGAAGUUCAAGAGGGGAUGAACAUUAGCAAGUGGCCUAGAGACCAUUCUUGUGCUGUUUUGGCAAAGACUGGGGCCACUUUUUGCCCUUGCACUAAAAAUCUGCCUGAAGCUAAACUCAAGUUUUGGAUUAAGGAUUUAGCAGAGAUCUCAAGACAGCCUGGUGUUGACCCUGUCGUGUGGC
This is a messenger RNA of Alexandromys fortis (reed vole), 3899 nucleotides long. It is a transcript of the gene Fsd2, whose product is annotated as fibronectin type III and SPRY domain containing 2. The record is from RefSeq and is a predicted model, not a curated record. The transcript has 12 exons. Lineage: Eukaryota; Metazoa; Chordata; Mammalia; Rodentia; Cricetidae. Gene Ontology annotation, molecular function: protein binding. The coding region runs from base 469 to 2700 and encodes 743 amino acids.